Molecule: messenger RNA, 649 nt
Organism: Vitis riparia (riverbank grape)
Lineage: Eukaryota; Viridiplantae; Streptophyta; Magnoliopsida; Vitales; Vitaceae
Product: disease resistance protein RPV1-like
Exons: 2
Coding region: 102-611 (169 amino acids)
Biological process (GO): signal transduction
Source: RefSeq, a predicted model, not a curated record
CAAAGUCUUUCAUCACCAAAAUUUUGCUAAAAAAACAGCACAAUCUACGUUCACAAUUCUGCAAAAUCUCUUCUGAGUUCUAAUUUUGGCAAAAGUUUCCUAUGGCUUCCACAAGUUCUACUUCUACUUCUAUUUCUACUUUCAUCCCACAAUGGAAGUAUGAUGUUUUCUUGAGUUUUAGAGGUGAAGACACCCGAUUCAAUUUCACUGAUCACUUGUAUGCCAAUUUGAUUCGAAGAGGUAUUACUACCUUUAGAGAUGAUGAAUCACUUAAGAGAGGGGAAGAGAUUGCGCCUGAACUCCUAAGAGCUAUUGAAGAAUCAAGGUUUUCCCUAAUAGUUUUCUCGGAAAACUAUGCUGGUUCCAGAUGGUGUUUAGAUGAGUUGGUGAAGAUCAUGAAGUGCAGGAAAGAAAUGAAACAAACUGUGGUACCGAUUUUCUACCAUGUGGAUCCAUCCCAUGUACGGCACCAGACAGGAAGGUUUGGAGAGGCAUUUUCCAAUUACAAAGAAGAUACAGAGGAGAUGAAAGAGAAGGUGCGAAGUUGGAGGAGUGCAUUGACAGAAACAGCCAAUAUAGGUGGAGAGCAUGUGGAGAAGAAUGGGGGAUGAAAAAUGUUGAGGCAAUAUUCUUGGACUUGUUGAGAUCG